This is a messenger RNA of Enhydra lutris kenyoni (northern sea otter), 2604 nucleotides long. RefSeq names its product SRY-box 5 (gene SOX5). The transcript is spliced from 15 exons. The record is from RefSeq and is a predicted model, not a curated record. Gene Ontology annotation, biological process: cell fate commitment; positive regulation of chondrocyte differentiation; regulation of transcription by RNA polymerase II. Gene Ontology annotation, molecular function: DNA-binding transcription factor activity, RNA polymerase II-specific; RNA polymerase II cis-regulatory region sequence-specific DNA binding. The coding region runs from base 68 to 2320 and encodes 750 amino acids. Gene Ontology annotation, cellular component: nucleus. Lineage: Eukaryota; Metazoa; Chordata; Mammalia; Carnivora; Mustelidae.
CCCUGAACACACUUCCUCUUGUAUAAGAUGAGGGGUUUGCAUUGGAUGAUUUCUCUUCUCAAACCUGAUGUCUUCCAAGCGACCAGCCUCUCCGUAUGGGGAAGCAGAUGGAGAGGUAGCCAUGGUGACAAGCAGACAGAAAGUGGAAGAAGAGGAGAGUGACGGGCUCCCAGCCUUUCACCUUCCCUUGCAUGUGAGUUUUCCCAACAAGCCUCACUCUGAGGAAUUUCAGCCAGUUUCUCUGCUGACGCAAGAGACUUGUGGCCAUAGGACUCCCACUUCUCAGCACAAUACAAUGGAAGUUGAUGGCAAUAAAGUUAUGUCUUCAUUUGCCCCACACAACUCAUCUACCUCACCUCAGAAGGCAGAAGAAGGUGGGAGACAGAGUGGUGAGUCCUUGUCAAGCACGGCCCUAGGAACUCCCGAACGGCGCAAAGGCAGCUUAGCUGACGUUGUUGACACCUUGAAGCAGAGGAAAAUGGAAGAGCUCAUCAAAAAUGAGCCAGAAGAGACCCCCAGUAUUGAAAAGCUACUCUCAAAGGACUGGAAAGACAAACUUCUUGCAAUGGGAUCAGGGAAUUUUGGUGAAAUAAAAGGGACUCCCGAAAGCCUAGCUGAGAAGGAGAGGCAGCUCAUGGGUAUGAUCAAUCAGCUGACCAGUCUGCGGGAACAGCUACUGGCUGCCCACGAUGAGCAGAAGAAACUAGCUGCUUCUCAGAUUGAGAAACAGCGACAGCAAAUGGAGUUGGCCAAACAGCAACAAGAACAGAUUGCAAGACAACAGCAGCAGCUUCUUCAGCAACAACACAAAAUCAAUUUGCUUCAGCAACAGAUCCAGGUUCAAGGUCAACUGCCGCCAUUAAUGAUUCCCGUGUUCCCUCCUGAUCAACGGACUCUGGCUGCAGCUGCCCAGCAAGGAUUCCUCCUUCCUCCAGGCUUCAGCUAUAAGGCUGGAUGUAGUGACCCUUACCCUGUUCAGCUGAUCCCAACGACCAUGGCAGCUGCUGCCGCAGCAACACCAGGCUUAGGCCCGCUCCAACUGCAGCAGCUGUACGCUGCCCAGCUCGCUGCCAUGCAGGUAUCUCCAGGAGGAAAGCUCCCAGGCAUACCCCAAGGCAACCUCGGUGCUGCUGUAUCUCCUACCAGCAUUCACACAGACAAGAGCACAAACAGCCCACCACCGAAAAGCAAGGAUGAAGUGGCACAGCCACUGAACCUAUCAGCUAAACCCAAGACCUCUGAUGGCAAAUCACCCACAUCACCCACCUCUCCCCAUAUGCCAGCUCUGAGAAUAAACAGUGGGGCAGGCCCCCUCAAAGCCUCUGUCCCAGCAGCAUUAGCUAGUCCUUCAGCCAGAGUUAGCACAAUAGGUUAUUUAAAUGACCAUGAUGCUGUCACCAAGGCAAUCCAAGAGGCUCGGCAGAUGAAGGAGCAGCUUCGGCGGGAACAACAGGUGCUUGAUGGGAAGGUGGCCGUUGUGAAUAAUUUAGGUCUCAGUAACUGCCGGACAGAAAAGGAAAAAACAACACUGGAGAGUCUGACUCAGCAACUGGCAGUUAAACAGAACGAAGAAGGAAAAUUUAGCCAUGCCAUGAUGGAUUUCAAUAUGAGUGGAGAUUCUGAUGGAAGUGCUGGAGUCUCAGAAUCAAGAAUUUACAGAGAAUCCAGAGGCCGUGGUAGCAAUGAACCCCACAUAAAACGUCCAAUGAACGCCUUCAUGGUGUGGGCUAAAGAUGAACGAAGGAAAAUCCUUCAAGCCUUUCCCGACAUGCACAACUCCAACAUCAGCAAGAUAUUGGGAUCUCGCUGGAAAGCUAUGACGAACCUAGAGAAACAGCCAUAUUACGAGGAACAAGCCCGUCUCAGCAAGCAGCACCUGGAGAAGUACCCCGACUACAAAUACAAGCCGCGGCCCAAGCGCACCUGCCUCGUGGACGGCAAGAAGCUACGCAUCGGCGAGUACAAGGCGAUCAUGCGGAACAGGCGGCAGGAGAUGCGGCAGUACUUCAAUGUCGGGCAACAAGCACAGAUCCCCAUCGCCACCGCUGGUGUUGUGUACCCUGGAGCCAUCGCCAUGGCGGGAAUGCCCUCCCCUCACCUGCCCUCAGAGCACUCAAGCGUGUCCAGCAGCCCAGAGCCCGGGAUGCCUGUUAUCCAGAGCACUUACGGCGUGAAAGGAGAGGAGCCACAUAUCAAAGAAGAGAUACAGGCCGAGGACAUCAACGGAGAAAUUUAUGAUGAGUUCGAUGAGGAAGAGGAUGACCCGGAUGUAGAUUAUGGGAGUGACAGUGAAAACCAUAUUGCAGGACAAGCCAACUGAUAAGGGUCAAAAGAUUGUUGUGACCUUAGGACUUAAAGAAGCCCUAGCUGGUUCAUCCUUACCAGUGGCCAAGCACAUUAACUUUCUCAUACACUGACUGUUACUUUAACUGUUAGUCUUAAAUAGUUGGGACAUCAGCUGACUAAUAGACCUCAGCCUCAAAAGGCUUGGAAAGGAAAAAAAAAAAAAUACAAGCAAACAACAAUAUCAACAACAAGAGAUUGAAAUAAGCUAUGGGUAAAAUAAUGCCAGUAAUUCAGCUGCUACAUCCAAGCACUGAAGUC